GCUUUUCCACGUGCGCCUCUGUUACCAGCAUGGCUGGUGAUUGCAGCCCGAAGAACGGGCAAGCGGCAGAUCGCCUAGCUCCGGCCUCGAUCUCGCAGCCGGGCAGGCUCCUAGGGCAGAGUCGGCAGUUUCUGGACUAUUUCUGGGACAUCGCCAAGCCCGACCAGGCGAUCCGUUUGAAGGCCACGGAAGGGCUGCUGAACUAUUUGCAGGAAAAUAAGAAAGAUGAUGAGUUUUUAAAGUAUACCUUAAAGCGCUUGAUUGACGGAUUGGGAGCAACUCGAGAAGUGGCCCGUCCAGGAUUCAGUUUGGCGUUGGCGCAGGUAUUGCAAGUUUUUGAGGAGCUGACUCUCUUGGCAGUUCUGCAACAGAUUAAGGAAAAAUAUGAUCUCGGUAGAGUGAAGAAGAAACUUUUCAGGAAUGCUCUGUUUGGAAACUUUUUUGGAGUGCUAGCUCUCUUCCAAUCCAGGCGCCUCUCAAAGGAUUCCAAGGCUCUCCUUGAGUGCGUCCAGCUUCUACAGAACCUUUCUGAACACUAUACCCAUCUUAAGGACCUCCCAAGAAAGACAUUAGUUGACAUUGUUUCUGAGAUCCCAGAGACUGUAUUUGAAAAGGUGCUUUACAAUAUCUUGGAGGAUGAACUUACUGCAGCUUUCAGCACUCCUGGUCAAUUGUACCUCCUGUUGGUGGGCAUCCAAAAAUUCCCCAAAGUUCUCGGACCAGAGAAGCUGAAGGCCCUCUUCGGCACAACUGCUGUUGUGACGGCACAAAACAUCCCCAGGAUUGUGGAAGUUUUGAAAAUGGCAGCCAAAUCAGAGAGGAAGGACAAAGUUCUUCCAGCUGUAGGACUGGACCUGAUAAAAGUGGCGUUGAAAGAAGGAACUUUUGAACUGUUCUGGAAAGAAGCUGUAGAAAAUGGGCUACUUAAAGAAAAUGUUGGACCCUGCAGCUACAUGUGUUUUCGAUUACUGGGCAGCGUCUUCCCACUUCUUUCUCUAAGCCAGCUAAAGAUGGUUCUUCAAGGUGAAACUAUGCGUCAGUAUGGCUUCCACGUUGUCACAAGUAAGCUGCCUGACAGGUUUAAAUUUGCCCCAGAGAUGGACUUCUACGUUGACUUGUUCCUAGAGGGAUGCACCAGCCCUGAGAAGCAGCUGGCAAUGAUGGUUGCCUUCUCUACGCUCACCAACCAAGGUUAUCCAGUUGUGCCCACUUUCUGGAAAGUGGUGAGGCAUCUUCUUCCCACUGCUCUGCUAAAGUACAUCGACUGGCUGAAGAACAUGUUUCUCAAUCCAAACCUGGACUGCUGUGUGGAUUUUGCCACCAAGAGGCAGAACGAGAAGACAACGAGUGGCGUAAGUGACCACAGCAUCACACGCCUAAGGAAAUGGAUCAUCGGCCGCCUCAUCGGAAUUGCCGAACACCCGCAGGUCAACAAGGAGGAUGAGCUUGUUAUGGACAUUUGCAGAUUCUGCUUUUUUCAUGCUUUUUUUGAGACCAAGAAACAAUUCCCGAAGAUAACAGAAACAAAAAGUUCUCCUAUGGUACCUCUGAAUGAACAGUGUCGAAGAGUAGCUGCAGACUCAUUUUUCAGUUUGCUUCAGCAUUUGAACAUAAUGCCUGCCCUGGGAGACUCAGCUGAAGCAGAGGAAAUGAGGAAGAAGCACCUCCACGGUUUGACAGCUAGUGGAGACCCCUGGAUCCACUGUGUUGUGCAAUACGCCAACCUCCUCCUUUCUCACCAGGAACAGGUUAAGAUGGUGGUUCCAUUUAACGAUGAAGAACGACAGGCUUGGGACAACUUUACAUGGUAUGGUGAAGAAGAGCCAGCGUGGGUUGAAGUGAUCGUGGAAGUUCUACUUUCUCUCCUGGCUCAGUCUAGUGGGCUGAUUCGACGGGUCUGUAAAAAUGUGUUUGGACUCGUCUGCCAACACAUGACAAAGGGUGCUCUGCAGCUCAUCCUAGACGUUCUCAAUCCGCAACAAGACCAGGAUGAAGAAAGUGCUGUUGUCGUAAUGGAAGAAGCAGAGAAGAAGAGAAAGAAAAUUUCCCCCCAAAAUAUGGAGCAAGGUGAAGAAAGUGGGGAGAGUUCUGAUGAAGACAGCUCUGAAGAAAGCGAUGAGAGCGACAAGGAGGCUUUGGAGAAAAACAGUGAGGGCGAGGAGGAACCCGACGAAAACUUCCGUGCCAUGCUGAGGAAUGUUUUACAAGCUGAGAACGCAUUGGAAGGAGAUGAUAGUGAUGAGGAUGUGGAUGAUGAGACUAUGAUGUCUCUCGAUGAGAAGCUUUCAUCCCUCUUUACUGAGCAGAAAAAGCGUAUCCAGGCCAAGAAAGAUGAGAAGGAAAAGUUGCGCAAAGAGAAGAUUUUGCGCCGGGACUUCAAAAUCAAGAUCCUGGAUUUGGUUGAAUUAUUUCUGAUGAAGCAGGCAGGGAAUCCUCUUGUUUUCAAUGUCAUUGAUCCCCUUCUUUCUGUGAUUGAGCACAGUAUGAGCUCAGACUCUAACAAGCAAGAACAAGAUUAUCUCCGGAAGACUGCAGAUAUUUUCACGAAUAGUUUGUGUAGAUCCAAGCAAUAUUGCAAAAAUGUGUCCCCUAUCCAAGAGGAACUGCACACCCUGCUGGAAAGCUUGGUGAAGAGAAGCUGCAAGCAGAAUGACUCUUCAGUAGCCCUCUACUACUUCAGUGGAUCAUUGUACCUUUUCCGAGUAUUGAGGGGAAACGCACCAGCUGAUGAAAUGGCUUCAGAAGAUUCUCAGACAAAAAAGAAAAAGAAAAAUCCAGAGGGAGGUGAAGGAUCACCUGGACAGCAUAUGGAACUUGGCAGUGUGGAUCUGGAACGGGUUACUGCUGUGUACAAGGAAGCUUUGAACUUGUUUCUGACAAAGCGCAAGAGCCCACUGACAGGAGCCAUGUUUCUUGACCUGUUUGAACGCCACCCGAUGAUGUGCAAGCAGUUAAUUGAGGUAGUUGUCAAGUCGAUCACAGAUGGGGCCCGGCAGCACCAGCAAGCCCAGGCAUGUCUUCUUCUCCAGAAAGCCCUGCAGAAUAAGUGUUUUAAGCUUUCAUUGUCGGGAAAAGAGUGGGAAGAUUUGAUCAGAGAAAGCACCCAUCAAAUUACUGAGACACUGAAGAAAGUGGAUGAAUUCAAAGUUAAAGUGGACCGGGAGAAAGUCAUCAAGUGUCUGGAGCUGUUGAGCUGCCUUAUCAAAAUAGUGACUCAGCAGGCAUUCAGCCUAGAUCUGACUGAGCUUCGUGGUGUACUCCAGACUCUGGGUCAACAGGAACAUUUUGAGAAGUCCAUACAACUUGACAACAUCUACUGGAAUGUUAUGAAACUCCUGGGAUUUAAGCGGCCUGUGAAGGAGAAAGUCUCGGUUCGGCCUGCAAACGGAACUGUGGUUGAGCCCCUAAAGCGGAAGAAAAAGGGCUUCCUGCCAGCCACCAAAAAACGUCAGAACCGCAAGAAGGCCCAGUUCGGUCAGCCCCAGGAGAAAGGCCCUGAGAGCAGCAGCAGCAGAAUCCCUGCUGUUGGUGAGGCCGAGGGUCCCUCAGAAGGAAAGAAGAAAAAAAGGAAGAGGAAGAAGAAGAAGCGAGUGGCAGAACAGGGCGAGGGGGAAACGUUUGAGCAGGGUCCUCCAGCAAAGAAGACGGCUCAGUCCCCAGGAAAAGCGAAAGGAGCUGCAGGGCCACAUGGCCACAUGAAGAAGAAAAAGCAGCAGCGCAAGGGAAAGAAGAAAGGGACUGACUGAAUUUUGGGGACAGAUGGGACUGUUUUGAUCAUCUUCCGGGAAAUGUGUUUUGAAAGUUGCAGGGGGAGGGGAAUCUGCUUCUGGAUUGCAGCUGGCAGAAUUAAAACUGGUCUGCUCUAGUAUUUUGAUAGUGGAGGACUCAAUUGCCGUAACACGCUCGGAACUUCCUACCUGUGACGUCAGGAACAAUUUCCCUCUCCUAAUUCGUGUCAUCUGGGAUGGCUUCCAAAAGAGCCAAGCUGCCAACAGCAUCAUCACCCUUUCUGGAGUUGUAAGGAAAAAAAAAUGUUUGUGAAUAUUUUAAUUUGAUCUUAGCAGUGUAAAUUCGUACGCUGCUCCUGGAAAAUGAGGUGCUUUGGGGCAAUUCCUUGUAACGUCUGGAUCAAUUCCAUCUCCUUGGUUUUAAUAAUAGAAGGUAUCCAGCUAUGAUGUUUAAAUAUAUGUUACUUUGGUUACUUGGAGUUAAACCACAGAAGUUAUAUUUCUGAAUAAAAGAUAAAAAUAUUUUUUAAAAUCUUUAUAAAGUUAAGACUAAAAUGACAUGCCUUGGCCCAGAUGUGUUUGAAAAAAAUUGUACUUUUUGCACCUCUGUCUAAGAAUGGGUGAAACUUAUUACAAUAAAUAAACAGUAUGUAAAUUCAGAAAAA
Protobothrops mucrosquamatus (brown spotted pit viper) is the source of this 4393-nucleotide messenger RNA. RefSeq names its product MYB binding protein 1a (gene MYBBP1A). Gene Ontology annotation, cellular component: nucleolus. NCBI's taxonomy places the organism in Eukaryota, Metazoa, Chordata, Lepidosauria, Squamata, Viperidae. The coding region runs from base 30 to 3746 and encodes 1238 amino acids. The record is from RefSeq and is a predicted model, not a curated record. Gene Ontology annotation, biological process: regulation of DNA-templated transcription. Gene Ontology annotation, molecular function: RNA binding; transcription factor binding; transcription corepressor activity. The transcript is spliced from 26 exons.